Molecule: messenger RNA, 2033 nt
Organism: Topomyia yanbarensis
Lineage: Eukaryota; Metazoa; Arthropoda; Insecta; Diptera; Culicidae
Product: F-box/LRR-repeat protein fbxl-1-like
Exons: 4
Coding region: 88-1911 (607 amino acids)
Biological process (GO): SCF-dependent proteasomal ubiquitin-dependent protein catabolic process
Cellular component (GO): SCF ubiquitin ligase complex
Molecular function (GO): protein binding
Source: RefSeq, a predicted model, not a curated record
CUCGAACAGGUGCAAGUGCUCUAGCCUUGCUUUAGCAGUGCCCUAGAUAUACGAGUUAGGCCUACCCAUUUUCUGUUGCCACAGAGUAUGGACUUUUUUAUAACAAACAUGGAGACGAAGCAUCAGACGCCACCUCCAGAAUCUGAACAGGUUGGAUUCAACGAUCUACCCAUGGAGUUGCUGUUGAAGAUCAUGAAAAUGGUCACAUUGAACGAUCGCAUAGCCGCUGGGGAAACGUGCCGCCGAUGGUUGGAAGCCGCCCACUAUUACACACCGUUCAACGAGCUGCUUGUGUUUCGAUUCUCAAAUAUCAACUUCACCGAUAAUGAACCACCGAUCAAGAACUUCCUGGAGGCAUUCAGAAUAUUUCCUAGAAUUGAGCUCAGUUCGGUAACAUUCUACGGAAAUAGUGAGUUUUGGCCCGAUUUCGGAGAGUUCGUACUUGAACUGUCGCUCAAGAACUGCCUGAUUCGGGACACGGAACUAAGAUGGAUACUGCAGCACCUGCCGAAGCUUCGGAAACUUCGAAUCGAAUCGUGUGAUGAGUUGUUCCGUACGUGGCAUUUCGAUAAGAAGUUCUACUGUUGUGUAUCGAACUUUACCCUUGAUCAGUUGCUCGAUGUCUCAUUGGCGAAUAAUGAUUUCAUCGAUGAGAUGCACUUCAACUGGAUAAUGACGAUCGCUCCCAACAUUGCGCAUCUGGACAUUUCAAACUGUUUCAAAAUGGUGACUGCUCUUCGUCGAGUGCAAAUGGUUGAUCACAUCAUGCGGUUCAUCAACAACAAACGUUUUCAGCUGGAAACUCUAAAGUUUAGUGGAACGCUGUCGAUCGACGAUAUUUGCCUCAGUACCUUGGCAAUGUUGGAUGGUUUGAGCAUAGAAAGUUUGAGUCUUACAUUCUGCGACAAGAUUCCUCCUGCUAUCAUUGAUCUACUCAGACGACAGCCAGAGCUGAAGAUCACUCAAGCGCUUCAGUUCAAAGUGAAUAAAUCCAAAAAGACUAUCAAAACUCCUGGAUUCAUCAGCUUCCUUACCAGUCAACCAAAUCUGAUUCACCUGGAUCUGUCAUCGUCACUGGGUGUAACCGAUGAAAUCAUGGAACUGAUCACUAGCUGUCUGCCGAAACUUAAAACCUUGAAGCUUAGACGAUGUAUUCUUAUCACAGACGAAGGAAUUAUGGAUAUUGUCAAGCUGGAACAUCUGGAAGUACUGGAUUUGUCGAAUUGUGAAAAAAUCUCCGACCGAGCAAUGUUCAAUGGAGUGAUCGGUCGAAAGAUGAAACAGCUGAAAGAACUGUAUCUCUGUGAUCUGCCUGGCCUGAGCGACUACUCACUGAUUCAGGUGACGCUCAAUUUCGAACUGAUCCAAAUUCUGGAUCUGAGCAGCUCACCGAACGCCGCCACCGAUGCCACCAUGCAGUACAUCAAUUUCUAUCUGGUCCAUCUGCGACGGCUGAUUCUGUACUGUUGCACAAAGGUGACGGAUUCGGGACUUAGCGGGAUCGAUCUGCCGUAUAAACCGCUGGAAAUCUGGGACAUUUCCGAAUCGUUUUCGAUUGAAAGGCUGUUCAAGCUGCGCGUGUUGAAUCUGACCGGUUGCUACAAAAUCACAGAUUUGGCACUGCAGAAGGCAAUCAAGUUCAGUGAACUGAAGGAACUGCAUCUGGCCCGGUGCUCGCAGAUAACCGAAGCCGGCAUCGAGACUCUAGUCCAGUACAACAAAUCCCUCGAAUUUCUGGACCUUAGUGAGUGUCCCCUGAUAAAUGACAGAUGUAUCGAUCUGAUCACUACAAACCUCCAACGGCUGAAAACGCUCAUGGUGAACAAAUGUCCCCUGCUAACCGAUGACAGUCUGUAUUUUAUCAGUAUCAACUGCCGCUAUCUCAAGUUUCAUUGCAGCACAUUUCGUUGAACGGAUGCACGAGGUUGAAUCGGAUAGAAGAACGAUUAUCCCGGCUGCCCACGCUGAAAACAAUUAAUAGUAAAUACAUCCAGGAGUAGCUUAAAAUCGAAAAUAAAAACACUUUAAUUUUA